Messenger RNA from Oncorhynchus keta (chum salmon), 2064 nucleotides. Its product is annotated as tubulin-specific chaperone D-like. Gene Ontology annotation, cellular component: lateral plasma membrane. Gene Ontology annotation, biological process: microtubule cytoskeleton organization; tubulin complex assembly; post-chaperonin tubulin folding pathway. Lineage: Eukaryota; Metazoa; Chordata; Actinopteri; Salmoniformes; Salmonidae. Gene Ontology annotation, molecular function: beta-tubulin binding; GTPase activator activity. The record is from RefSeq and is a predicted model, not a curated record.
AAUCACCAGUCUGUUCAUCUUUAAACAUGUCGUCAUGUGUUUGUUUUGUCUUCCAGCUAUUUGACCGAAAGCAGUACAGGGGUUUUGGUGGUGAGCUGAUGAGGCCUGCAGUCUGUUCUCUCAUUGAGAACAUGGCCCUCUCCAUGAUGCCGUUCAGGGGACCCGUCAUCACUGGCUGGCAGUGGCUGAUAGACGACACCUUGAAGAGCCUCCACCUCAUCUCACCUGGACCGAGGGACGGUAUCAAGGAGGCAGCAGUGUCCGCCCUGGCAGCUCUGUGUGAGCAGUACUACCAGCCCCAGCCAGGCGUGGCUGACCCCCAGAUGCAGGAGGUCCUGGUGUCCCAGUAUAUAGCAGGGUUAAAGAGUACGGAGGUAUUGACCCGAUGUGGCAGUGCACUGGCCCUGAGUUCUCUACCAAGGUUCAUGAUCCAUGGAAAACUACACCAGAUCCUGGCAGGUCUUCAGCAGAGCUGUAGUCAGAGGGAGGUGUGCUUCACAGAGGCCAGGAGAGAUGCUGCCAAGGCCAUGGCACAGGUGUGUGUGACAGCGGGGGUAUCAGCCCAGGGUGGUUCUGAUUCUGUGGUGUGUGAGGGGAAUGUGUCCACUGUCUACAGAGCUCUGCUGGACUGUAUGACUGACUACACACUGGACAGCAGAGGAGACGUAGGAGCCUGGGUGAGAGAGGCAGCCAUGACCAGCCUGAUGGAGGUGACUCUGUGUGUGGUGGGCACCGCUCCACAACUACUCUCACCGGGCCUGGUGAAUGGUAUGAUGUGUAGCUUGGCCCAGCAGUCAGCAGAGAAGAUCGACCGCUACAGAGCCCAUGCUGGAUCAGUGUUCGUCAGGCUCCUCCAUAGUAACAACCCUGCAGUACCUCACAUCCCCCACCGAGAGGAGCUGCUCGCCAUCUUCCCUACUGAAGGGACAGAGGGUCUGAACUGGAACGCUCCGUCUCAGGCCUUCCCCCACAUCACCCAGCUGCUCCGACUGCCCCAAUACCAGUACCACACACUGCUGGGGUUGACCGUGUCUGUAGGAGGACUGACUGAGUCUACGGUGCGUUUCUCCUCCCAGUCUCUGUUCGACCACCUGAUGCUGAUUCAGCAGGAUGCAGCAGCACUGGGACAGUUUAGUGAGGCACUGCUGCAUGUCUUCAGAGACAACCUGAGAAAUGACAGGGUGUCUAUCCCCUUCCUGAAGAUGCUGGACCAGAUGCUGGCUAGAGCCUGUUUUGACACCUUCACUACAGACCAGGAUCAUCAGUUCUGUGUGGACUUGUUGUCUCUCUGUAAGGAAGAGAUUAAGAAGUCCAAGGACACUCAGAAGCUCCGCUCCGCCAUCGCUGUGUUCUGUGGUCUGAUCCAGUUCCAGGGAGAGGUCCGUAAGAAGGUUCUGUUCCAGCUGCUGCUGCUCCUCUGUCACCCCUUCCCUGUGAUCAGGAAGACCACAGCCAGCCAGGUGUACGAGAUGCUGCUGACCUACGACGAUGUCAUCGACCCUGACGUGAUGGAUGAUGUCAUGACGUCGCUGAGUGACACCAACUGGGAGGAGGACGUCGCCACGGUGAGGACCCACAGAAACCAGCUCUGUGAUUGGCUAGGAGUACAGAAGCCCCAGCUCGUUGCCAAGGGUCCUGUCCAGUAGGCCCGGGGGAAACUAUUCUCAGCAGGAACUAAAGAACUGUAGCACAGGAUCCUUCAGGAUGGCAUUCUGUGUGACGCAUCACAAAGUACAGCCGCACUUCUAAAAGGUCACAGCCUUCAGUGAUGUUCCAAGACCCACACACUUUGCUGCAGUACAUUCUAAUUGGUGUGCUAGUAUGGUCAUGAAAUGUAUGGUCGUCUGGGAUUCGUCUGUCUGUCUGUCUGUCUGUCUGUCUGUCUGUCUGUCUGUCUGUCUGUCUGUCUGUCUGUCUGUCUGUCUGUCUGUCUGUCUGUCUGUCUGUCUGUCUGUCUGUCUGUCUGUCUGUCUGUCUGUCUGUCUGUCUGUCUGUCUGUCUGUCUACUGAAAAAGUUUAAAAAAAGAACAAAAACAAUCUGUCAAUAAACAAACAGAAACUGCA